Messenger RNA from Echinops telfairi (small Madagascar hedgehog), 3154 nucleotides. It is a transcript of the gene KCNB2, whose product is annotated as potassium voltage-gated channel subfamily B member 2. Gene Ontology annotation, cellular component: voltage-gated potassium channel complex; membrane. Gene Ontology annotation, molecular function: delayed rectifier potassium channel activity; protein binding. Gene Ontology annotation, biological process: protein homooligomerization; potassium ion transmembrane transport. The coding region runs from base 178 to 2901 and encodes 907 amino acids. The record is from RefSeq and is a predicted model, not a curated record. The transcript is spliced from 3 exons. Lineage: Eukaryota; Metazoa; Chordata; Mammalia; Afrosoricida; Tenrecidae.
GGAGCGGGGAAUCCCACUGCCCUUUGUGGUGCCCGAGCCCUUGCCGCCUGCCAAGCGGGUCUGUUGGAGCUGGCCGUGCUCCAGGACAUGCCUGCCUCCGGGGGACAUUCCUCCACGUGACCUUGCCUCGGCUCAUUCUUCGAAGGCCCCUGGCUCCACAAUCUGGUCUGGUUCAACAUGGCCGAAAAGUCCCCCCCGGGCUUACACAGGAAGGCUUCCAGGUCGACACUGUCCCUCCCGCCGGAACCCGUGGACAUCCUUCGGAGCAAAUCGUGCUCGCGGCGCGUGAAAAUCAACGUGGGGGGCCUGCACCACGAGGUGCUGUGGCGGACGCUGGACCGGCUGCCGCGCACGCGCCUGGGCAAGCUGCGGGACUGCAACACCCACGAGGGCCUCCUGGAGGUGUGCGACGACUACAGCCUGCCCGAGAACGAGUACUUCUUCGACCGGCACCCCGGGGCUUUCACUUCCAUCUUAAAUUUCUACCGCACCGGGAAGCUCCACAUGAUGGAGGAAAUGUGUGCGCUCUCCUUUGGCCAAGAGCUUGACUACUGGGGCAUUGAUGAGAUCUACCUGGAGUCCUGCUGCCAGGCCAGAUACCAUCAAAAGAAGGAGCAAAUGAACGAGGAACUGAGGCGAGAGGCGGAGACCAUGAGGGAGCGAGAGGGGGAAGAGUUUGACAAUACGUGUUGCCCCGAAAAAAGGAAGAAACUCUGGGACUUGCUGGAGAAACCCAACUCAUCGGUGGCUGCAAAGAUCUUGGCCAUCAUGUCUAUCCUGUUCAUCGUCCUCUCCACCAUUGCUUUGUCUCUCAAUACCCUGCCAGAGCUGCAGGAAGUGGAUAAAUAUGGACAGCCCAAUGACAACCCCCAGUUAGCACAUGUCGAGGCCGUGUGCAUUGCGUGGUUUACCAUGGAGUACCUCUUACGGUUCCUAUCCUCACCAAAUAAGUGGAAGUUCUUCAAAGGCCCCUUAAACGUCAUUGACCUGCUGGCCAUCUUGCCAUACUACGUCACCAUUUUCCUGACUGAGUCCAACCGGAGUGUGCUGCAGUUCCAGAACGUCCGGCGCGUGGUACAGAUCUUCCGGAUCAUGCGGAUCCUCCGGAUCCUCAAGCUCGCUCGGCACUCUACGGGCCUGCAGUCCCUGGGCUUUACCCUCAGGCGGAGUUACAACGAACUGGGCUUGCUGAUCUUGUUUUUGGCCAUGGGGAUCAUGAUAUUUUCCAGCCUCGUCUUUUUUGCUGAGAAAGACGAGGACGCUACAAAGUUCACCAGUAUCCCUGCAUCCUUUUGGUGGGCCACCAUCACCAUGACCACCGUGGGCUACGGCGACAUUUACCCUAAGACGUUAUUGGGGAAAAUCGUGGGCGGCCUCUGCUGCAUUGCAGGGGUGCUAGUCAUCGCCCUCCCCAUCCCGAUCAUCGUGAACAACUUCUCAGAGUUUUACAAGGAGCAGAAACGCCAGGAGAAGGCCAUUAAAAGGAGAGAGGCCCUGGAGCGGGCUAAAAGGAACGGAAGCAUCGUGUCGAUGAACUUAAAAGAUGCCUUUGCCCGAAGUAUGGAGCUGAUAGACGUGGCUGUGGAGAAAGCCGGCGAGUCGGCCAACACCAAGGACUCUGCAGACGACAAUCACCUCUCCCCUAGCCGGUGGAAGUGGGCCAGGAAGGCUCUGUCGGAAACCAGCUCCAACAAAUCUUACGAGAAUAAAUACCAGGAAGUGAGCCAGAAAGACUCCCAUGAGCAGCUGAACAAUACUUCUGCGUCCAGCCCACAGCACCUGAGCGCCCAGAAACUGGAGCUGCUGUACAACGAAAUCACCAAGACGGCGCCUCCCUCUCACCCCAACGCAGACGGCCACGAGCAGCCCGAGAGGCCUUCCGGGUAUGAGGAAGAGAUCGAGAUGGAGGAGGUGGUGUGUCCGCAGGAGCCGCCGGCCGCGGCGCAGAGCGAGGGCGUCAUGGACAUGAAGAGCACGUCCAGCAUCGACAGCUUCACCAGCUGCGCCACGGACUUCACCGAGACGGAGCGGUCGCCCCUGCCGCCGCCCUCCGCGUCCCACCUGCAGAUGAAGUUCCCAACCGACCUUCCGGGCACAGAGGAGCACCCAAGAGCCAGGGGCCCCCCGUUUCUGAUACUAACCAGAGAGAAAGGGCCUGUGGCCAGGGAUGCCACCGUGGAAUGUGCGCCACUCGAUGUAAUGGUGAACCUCGAUCCCAGCGGCCCCCAGGGUGGACUACACAGGUCCGACAGUGCAAGUGACAGCCCCAAGAGCUCCCUGAAAGGCAGAAACCCCCUCAAGUCCAGGUCCCUCAAAGUAAACUUUAAGGAAAACAGAGGCAGUGCGCCCCAGACGCCACCCAGCACAGCCAGGCCACUGCCGGUGACAAUGACUGAGUUUGCGCUCACCGCCCCCCAGCACAUUAGCACCAUCCUCUUGGAAGAAAACACUCCGCAGGGGGACAGACCUGUGUUAGGUGCAGACGUGGCCACACAGGGUCAAGGGCCUGCCCAAGGGUUGUCGCCUCGGUUUCCCAAGCAAAACCUGUUUCCUUUGCCAAGCGAGAGGAGGAGCUUUACAGAAAUAGACACGGGCGAAGACGAUGACUUCUUGGAGCUCCAUGGGACAAGGCAGGAGACCCAGGCAGGCGCCAGCCCAAACUGCUUGGCUGAGAAGCCUAGUGAUGGGAGAGACCCUUUCAGAGCAGACGCCUCUGCUGACUCUCCCUCCCCUCAGAACACCGAUCACAACUGCCAGCAAGACAGUGCCCUUGCUGUGGGCGAACUCAAACAGGACAAUAGUCAAGAAGGGUGCAAGCUGGAAAACCACUUGUUUGCCCCAGAAAUUCAUUCCAACCCGGGAGACACGGGUUAUUGUUCCACACGGGAAACCAGCAUGUGACUAGUUACAAAAGCAAUAAAAACGAACUUGUUUCUUAAGAACACGGUUAAUGAUGCCUGUGAACUAAAACACGGCAAGUCCCCACCCCACACACACACACAAAAAUGCAUAAAAUGUUAUUUUUGCAUGGCAUGAACAGUGUAGUUUAAGUACUGUUUAAAUAAAGAGUCAAGACUGUGCUUUGUAACAAACAAACAAACAAAACGGCUGAAGAACAGUGAACAAAUAAAGAGAGCUCUAUUAGGAACCUGUA